AUGCUAUUUAUCAGUCAUGCAAAACAAUUACUAGCAGGUUCACCAUCAACGAGUCUUUCAAUUUAUUAUCGGUACUAUUGGGUUUCAUUUGAUCCAAUUAAUGUUGCUGAAGGACUUUUUGCUAUUGCAAAUAUAUUUAGUUUUUCACGUAUUUGUUUUCUACUACCAGCAUUUCAACAUUUGGGACCAUUACAAAUAUCGUUGGGUCGAAUGAUGUCUGAUAUUGGAAAAUUUAUUAUAAUAUUUUUAAUAAUAUUCUGUGGAUUUAUGUUUGGUUUAAAUAAUCUAUUUUGGUAUUAUAAAGAAACCGUAAGAAAAAAUGUUGAAAUAACACAUCAUGCUUCAGGUGAUGAUUUAUCAGCAGAAAAACAUUUUGGAACAAUGGCUACAACAUUUAAAACUGUAUUUUGGUCAUUGUUUGGUUUAGCAGAAAAAGAAGGUGUAGAAUUACAAAAAUAUAAUAAACGUUUUACAGAAAUAGUUGGAUAUUUAAUUUAUGGUGCAUUUAAUAUUGCAAAUGUUAUUGUUUUACUUAAUAUGCUUAUUGCUAUGAUGUCAAAAUCUUAUGAAACAAUCGAAGAACAUGCAGAUGUCGAAUGGAAAUUCGCUCGGAGUGGAACAUUACCAGUUCCAUUUAAUAUCAUUCCAACACCAAAAAGUGUCUAUUAUUUAUUUCGUCGAAUAUUUUCUUGUAUAAAAAGAUUAAAAGGUUCUAAUAGAGAAACAUUGGGUUCUAAUGAUACAAAUAAUUCUAUACCUCCAACAAACUAUUCAUCAGGAGCAGGUCUUCGAACACCUAAUAUGGGUGGUAAUGGUUUAACUACAGUAACUAAUAGACAAAUAACAAAUGUAAAUUUAAAUGAUACUAAUAAUUAUCGAGUACGUCAAGGUUCUUUUGAUAUAAAUCAAACAUUAACUUAUCGUAAAGUAAUGAAUCGUGUUAUAAAACGUUUUCUUUUAAAUAAACAACGUGAAGAACAAGAAGAAAUUCGUGAAGGUGAUUUUGAAGAACUGAAACAAGAUAUUCAAAUGUUACGUAUUGAAUUGUUACAUCGUUUGGAUGAAACACGUGAUAAUUUAUAUAAAAAUAGUGUUUUAUUAAAUGAAGGUGUAGUUGUUGUUGGAGAACUUGUAUCAAAUUUUAUGAAUGAUAAAAAUUCAUUAAAUAAAGAAAAUUUUCAUUUAUUUAAAAAAAGUUUUUAUUCAAGAACAGACAGUGGAGUUGAAUCUACUACAGCGACAUAUAGUACAACAUCAACGCCAAAUUUAAAUCAAUCAAUUCAUAGAUCAACACUCAAUACAAAUUCGAAACUAACAUCAAAUUUUUUACUCAAUAAUCAACAAGAAUCAGAUAUUAAUCCAAUCGAUGCAGUUAAACAUAUAUGUGCAGCACAUAUUAAAUUAUCAGAUAUUACAGAAGAAGAUGAAAAUUUACAUAAAACUUUAAAAUAUAUUGAUGAUGAUGUUGAUGAAGAUGUUGAAACUCGACAUGUAACAAAAGGAACAUCAACAGAUAAUGAUGAAGUAUUUUCUUCGAAAUAUUAA
Rotaria sp. Silwood2 is the source of this 1545-nucleotide messenger RNA. The record is from the annotation of a GenBank genome assembly. NCBI's taxonomy places the organism in Eukaryota, Metazoa, Rotifera, Eurotatoria, Philodinida, Philodinidae.